AUCCAUCCAUCAUAAUAAAUAUAGCCGGAAGCAACAACGUCAACACCUAGAAAUCAACCAAGUGGACAUGUGCAGACAGCAUAGGGAUAUUAUGGUGUGGACGUGAAAUGCCAAGGGGAUAAGGUGUCUGCCCAGAGCCUACUAACCAAUAGCCUCUUCACACGGAUAAAGACAUCAACAAACAAAGGAUGUGACCCAAUGCUGACACUAUAUCCCCCAAAAGUCUCUAUGACCAAACUUCAAAUCGGACUGCAACUUGGGUUUAGGUCUACCUACCUAAACUCAUUUACACACUUCUCAACCAACCAGCCCUAACCAAAUAAACUCUGCACCUCUGAAACCCAAGAUGGCUAUUAGACAAAGUGCCCUAACAGCUGCUGUGGUUACCCUGUUGGGAGCCACCUUGGGUGGCCUGUUGCUAUGGCGACAGAGAGCCCUAAGGACUAAGAAGCAACAGCUUCCUGCUCAGGGUCUGAAGGGUCAGGUAAGGGUCAGCUCUUGUCCCUUACCUGUGGAACCAGAGCCUGUGGUUCUGGAGUGUAAGAAGCCAGUAGAGUCCCAAAUCCAGUUUAAGCAGACCCAGCUAUCCCCGGGUCAGAGUCUGGUCCUCCCCCUGCCUGCUGUGCUACCCCCUGUUGACCAGGUCCUGGCGGUGCAGCCGGUGAUGGUAAGCUCUGAGGAGGAGUGGGAGCAGCUGUGGCCCAUGCUGCAGAAGGAUCUGUCAGUCUACCCCGUCCUCGGCCUGGACUGUGAAUGGGUGAAGAGUCAAACUAAGGCCCUGGGUGUGUCAGUGAAGGGUAAGACUUCAACGGUCUCUUUACUCCAGAUGGCAUCCUACUCUGGUCUGUGUGUGUUGGUGAGGCUGCAGCUGUUCCGUGGUGGCCAGCAGCACCUGCCACUUACCCUGAAAGAGGUCCUCAGCGACCCUCACAUCCUAAAGGUGGGUGUGGGCUGCUAUGAGGACGGGAAGCGUCUAACGCGAGACUACGGCCUGGUGUUGGGCUGUACUGUGGACUUGAGAUACCUUGCACUACGACAAAGGAAGGUAGUGUUGAAUAACGGUCUGAGUCUGAAGUCUCUGGCAGCUGACCUGCUCGACGUCUCUCUGGAGAAAUCCUUGAAGCUGCGCUGUAGUGACUGGGAGGCUGACCCGCUGACCCUACAACAGAUGACCUACGCAGCCCGGGACGCACAGGUAUCCAUCGCCCUCUUCUUUCGCCUGCUCGGCCUCCACACAGACAACACGCCCUCACCUGACACUGGGAGUGGCUACUCCCAGCUGGCCAAUUGCUGCCAGGGUGUGGUGGACACACCCUUCAGGGGGCGUGGUGGAGAAGAGUGCGAGGAUGGAGGGAAAAGUGUGGAUGGAGAGAGGAGGAGUAGGAAGCUCCAGCAGUCUGUUUUUGAAAGCCCAGAGUCUGGGGACCAGCAAGUUCCAGACCCCAGGAGAAACAACAAGAGAAAACCGCUGGGGGUGGGCUACUCUGCCAGGAAAUCCCCUCUCUAUGACAACUGCUUCCUCCAUGCCCCGGAUGGACAACCCCUCUGUACCUGUGACAAGAAGAAGGCCAAGUGGUACCUGGAUAAAGGAAUCGGAGUGCUGCAGAGUGAGGAUCCGUUCAUCGUGCGUCUGCUGUUUGAACCGUCGGGACGUCCAGACUCCCAGCAGGACUAUUACCUGACUGCCAAGGAGAACCUGUGUGUGGUGUGUGGCAAGAACGACUCCUAUAUUAGGAAGAACAUCGUUCCUCAUGAGUACAGACGUCACUUCCCCACGGAGAUGAAAGACCACAACUCCCAUGACAUCUUGUUGCUGUGUACUUCCUGUCACGCUGCCUCCAAUGUCCACGAUGGCUUCCUGAAGCAGCAGCUGGCUGAUGAACACGCUGCCCCCCAGGGUUGUGAGGAGGGUGUGCGGCUACUGGAGGACUCUGACCGCAGGAGGGUUCGUUCUGCAGCCCGUGCCCUCCUGACUGCGGGGGAGGGGCUCCCUGGGCCCCGGAGAGAUGAGCUGCAGGAAGUCAUCAGGAGCUUCUUCAACGACCCCGACGGGGAGCUGACGACAGACACCCUGCAGAGUGCUGCUGGACUGGAGACACGGAUCUUCAAUGAGAGCUACGUUCCCCACGGGCUGAAGGUGGUGCAGGCGCAUGCCAAGCAGGGUCUGAAGGGGUUAAUGGGCCUGGAACGCCACUGGAGGCAGCACUUCCUGUCUACCAUGACGCCGCGCUACCUCCCUCCUCUCUGGUCCGUCAACCACAACCAUAGCAAGUUCUUACGCAAAUACGGCGAGGAUCUCCUCAUCCAGCUCAACUGAACUACGGUCUGCGUUUUAACCUGAAAGGCAAGGCAGUUUGGCAUGACAAAGGAGUCUAAUGAAAUGGAUUGGUACCCAGGCUCUCUCUCUUGCUCUAUUUAUUCAUCAGCUUCUCUGGAUCACCGUUUUUAGUAGUUAAAACAGAAGCUACAUUAUCCACACUGGUGCCCAGAGGGCUGACUGACCGACUACGGUGUCUGGCUGUAGUCUCACCUCCGGCUGUGACGAGGCAGUCUGUCACCCUGACUAAUGGAUCGAGCGGGCCCUUAUGGACCUCGCUUGAACUCAAAACGUCCCCCUACAGGCCAUCCAAUGAACUGGAGCCAGACACUAGCAGAGACUAUUGCCUAAAAUGUUACCCCUCUUCUUUAUAAAGGGCAGUACUUUAGACCAGGACCCACAGGGGGUGCAUCAUGUACUGUCUAGAGCCAUUUCGGAUACGGCCUAGCUGGCGCCUGAGAAGGGAUGGACAGACCGCCUUGGUUCUGACGGGUAAAAGAAGUCCGUAUCAAGAACACCAUCCUGGUCCAAUGCUGCGGGAUUCAUGAUGAAAUAAUAUUGCAUAUGGACACUUUUUAACCAACAACUGUGGUUUGGUUUCCCAGACAGAUUGACUUGUCCUGGUCUUAAACAUCCAUUUUAAAUGGAGAUUCUCUCCAGGACUAAAUUUAAUCUGGGGCCAGGAAACCAACCCUAAUGUAUAUCAAUAUAUAGAAAUGUGGUUUUUGCCCAAUUUCAGAAAAUCCUGUCUUUUUAGACUACGCUGAAACCUGCUCUUAAUUCUCAUUAAAUAUAAAUUGUCAUUUUCCCCUUGCAGGUUUUCAGCCCUAAUGAUAAUUCCUAUGCAUUUGUGUAUGUGCAGAAGUCAACGGUUUGCUUUGCAAAGGUAACUUUAAUUCGACAACACGAUUUGAGGUCCCCAUUUUGUUGUUUAUCUUCAACAGAUCAGACAUGAUAUGACCACCAGCCAUUGGAUGCGAAACAAAUUACACUACUUUUGAAAAAGGACCCAUAAGGCAGUGCGUUUUUUUUAUAUAGUGAUUUAAGGUUUCAUUUCAGUCACAGCCAUUCUCAGGUUCAGUAGGACAAUGUCGAGCGUAGAACGAUUGGCUUGGCGACGUCACGUCACUUCCUCCUGUACUGUCUGGAUGCAUCCCAAAUUGCACCCUAUUCUCUACAUGGCGCACUACUUUACAUCAGAGCCCGUAGGGUAAUGAACUACAUGGAAUACAUCCCAAAUGGCACCCUAUUCCCUAUGUUGGUCAUGGAUGUGUUUCCUCUCUCUCUCUAAUCAGGACACCUCAUGUCACAUGUUUUAGUGUGACUCUUCCCCUCAUUAGAAGAGACUAAAAUCAAGACACGUCUUCAUUCCUCUACAACCAUUCCAACCUCCUUUUCCGCCUCCUAAUCAUUUCACAUUGAGAUAAGGAGCAGCUUGUAUGUAUAGGUAGCCUGAGACCAGCUUGUAUGUAUUGGUAGCCUAAGAGUGACUAGCUUCAUUGGUUAGUAAAGAAUGAUGGCCUUCAUGUACAGAGCAGCUAACUUGUUAACGCAUACAGAGCAACUAACCUGUUUGCAAAGCAGAGAUUUUCAUGUUCUUGAGCAUGACAACAAUUGCGUUUUGUUUCAAUUUAGAAGUGUUUAACUUAAAGAAACUGGCAGCUUUUUCUUUUAUUUACAUUUGUCCAGAUGUAACCCCCCCAUAGAAGCUGUUCUGUUUCCCUAAUAUUGUAAAAUAAAAGAUCAGAUUUGUCUAA
Molecule: messenger RNA, 4074 nt
Organism: Salmo salar (Atlantic salmon)
Lineage: Eukaryota; Metazoa; Chordata; Actinopteri; Salmoniformes; Salmonidae
Product: exonuclease 3'-5' domain-containing protein 2
Biological process (GO): nucleobase-containing compound metabolic process
Cellular component (GO): cytoplasm; nucleus
Molecular function (GO): 3'-5' exonuclease activity; nucleic acid binding
Source: RefSeq, a predicted model, not a curated record